AUGUCCCAACUGGGCUCAGAGCUGGAGUACAAGCCCCCACAGCCCACAGAGCAGCGCUGGCCUGUCAGGAACCCGGUGGACCAGCCUCCUGGGGCUGCAGAGAUGUGGGUUCCAGCGUCCCCAUCCUGGGACUGCCGCGUGGCCAAUGCAGAGGAGAAGCUCGUGGACGACCUUCUGAACAAGACCCGCUACAAUAACCUGAUCCGCCCGGCCACCAGCUCUGCCCAGCUCAUCUCCAUCCAGCUCCAGCUCUCCCUGGCCCAGCUCAUCAGCGUGAAUGAGCGGGAACAGAUCAUGACUACCAACGUCUGGCUGAAACAGGAGUGGACCGACUACCGCCUGGCCUGGAACAGCUCCCACUACGAAGGCGUGAACAUCCUGAGGAUCCCUGCAAAGCGCAUCUGGCUGCCUGACAUUGUGCUUUACAACAACGCCGACGGCAUGUACGAGGUGUCCUUCUAUUCCAACGCCGUGGUCUCCUACGACGGCAGCAUCUUCUGGCUGCCGCCCGCCAUCUACAAGAGCGCCUGCAAGAUCGAGGUGAAGCACUUCCCCUUCGACCAGCAGAACUGCACCCUCAAGUUCCGUUCCUGGACCUACGACCACACGGAGAUCGACAUGGUUCUCAAGUCGCCCACGGCCAGCAUGGACGACUUCACCCCCAGCGGCGAGUGGGACAUCGUGGCGCUGCCGGGGCGAAGGACGGUGAACCCGCGGGACCCCAGCUACGUGGACGUCACCUACGACUUCAUCAUCAAGCGCAAGCCCCUCUUCUACACCAUCAACCUCAUCGUCCCCUGCGUGCUCAUCACCUCGCUGGCCAUCCUCGUCUUCUACCUGCCGUCCGACUGCGGCGAGAAGAUGACGCUGUGCAUCUCCGUGCUGCUGGCGCUCACCGUCUUCCUGCUGCUCAUCUCCAAGAUCGUGCCGCCCACCUCGCUGGACGUGCCGCUCAUCGGCAAGUACCUCAUGUUCACCAUGGUGCUGGUCACCUUCUCCAUCGUCACCAGCGUGUGCGUGCUCAACGUGCACCACCGCUCGCCCGGCACCCACACCAUGGCGCCCUGGGUCCGCCGCUGCUUCCUACGCCAGCUGCCCACCUUCCUGUUCAUGAAGCGCCCGGACAGCAGCCCUGCGAGGGCCCCCCGGCCCAGCCAGCUUCGCCUGACCAGGCUCGAGGCCGCCAGCACCUCCAGCCUCUGCGGGAGCUCCACGUGCUCUGCGGCUCCCCAGUCCCCGGGCGGCUCGGGCUCCCGCACCGCAGGCCUCCAGGAUUUCCGGCCAAGGUCUUCCGGGAGGUUCCAGCAGGAUGUGCAGGAGGCCUUGGAGGGCGUCAGCUUUAUUGCCCAGCAUAUGAAGAGUGAUGACCGAGACCAGAGUGUAAGUCCCUAG
Puma concolor (puma) is the source of this 1392-nucleotide messenger RNA. The record is from RefSeq and is a predicted model, not a curated record. NCBI's taxonomy places the organism in Eukaryota, Metazoa, Chordata, Mammalia, Carnivora, Felidae.